AUGGCGACCGUGGCAGCUAAACAAGAUGGCGUGCAGAAGCCCAAGAAGCCCAGCGCCAUGCGGUCGGUCCUUGCGGGAGCCUUAGCUGGAGCUUUGGAAAUUUCCAUCACAUACCCUGCGGAAUUCGCGAAAACACGAUCACAACUUAACCGCAAGCUCCCCGAUGGCCAGAAGCUGCCCUGGCCACCGUUCGGUUCGCAGUGGUACGCAGGUUGCACCACGCUCAUUAUAGGGAACUCAGCGAAAGCUGCCAUUCGCUUCGUCUCCUUUGAACAAUACAAACGCAUGCUCGCAGACGAGAACGGCAAGGUUUCUGGGCCCCGAAACGUGAUAGCCGGCUUUGGCGCAGGUGUGACCGAGUCCCUUAUAGCCGUAACACCGACCGAGUCAAUCAAGACGACACUCAUUGAUGACCGUAAAUCUGCGAAUCCGCGCAUGCGUGGAUUCCUCGACGCAAUUCCCAUCAUGUACAAAGAACGCGGCCUGCGUGGCUUUUUCCAGGGCUUAGCGCCAACCGCCGCCCGCCAAUCUGCGAAUUCCGCAGUUCGAUUUGGGAGUUAUACCAGUUUGAAACAGUUGGCGGAGGGCUACAUCCAGCCAGGCGAGAGACUGGGUAGUCUGGCAACUUUUGGAUUGGGAGGUGUGGCAGGUUUGAUCACAGUGUAUGCGACGCAGCCUCUGGACACGGUCAAGACGCGAAUGCAGAGCAUUGAGGCCAAGCGGACGUACGGCAACAGUUUCCGAUGCGCGGCCAUGAUCUUCAAGCAGGAGGGAGUUUUGACCUUUUGGAGCGGUGCAGUCUAUAGGCUUGGGCGCCUUGUGUUAAGCGGAGGUAUCGUCUUUACCAUGUAUGAGAAGAGCAUGGAGAUUAUGGGCAAGCUGGACCCUGAGGAGAAGUAUCUGUAG
Molecule: messenger RNA, 906 nt
Organism: Pseudomassariella vexata
Lineage: Eukaryota; Fungi; Ascomycota; Sordariomycetes; Amphisphaeriales; Pseudomassariaceae
Product: putative tricarboxylate transporter mitochondrial carrier protein
Exons: 4
Coding region: 1-906 (301 amino acids)
Biological process (GO): mitochondrial citrate transmembrane transport
Source: RefSeq, a predicted model, not a curated record